This is a messenger RNA of Lineus longissimus, 6881 nucleotides long. Its product is annotated as SCL-interrupting locus protein homolog. NCBI's taxonomy places the organism in Eukaryota, Metazoa, Nemertea, Pilidiophora, Heteronemertea, Lineidae. The transcript is spliced from 16 exons. Bases 1 to 4503 code for a protein of 1500 amino acids. The record is from RefSeq and is a predicted model, not a curated record. Gene Ontology annotation, biological process: mitotic spindle organization; protein localization to centrosome; centrosome duplication. Gene Ontology annotation, cellular component: centrosome; centriole.
AUGUUGGGACAAGUUGCUCAAAGAUACUCCAGCCAUAGCGCUUCUAGUAAGAGUGUGGUGACCCUCAGUUUUCCAAUUACAAAAUGUGCUCUAUGGGAUCACACUCCAACAGGAUCAACAGUCAAUGUUCAUUUAGCGUAUUAUAGGAAUGUUGAAAUUCACGUCGAGAAAAAGGUGCUGCAGUUAGCCCAGAGAUAUGCUGAUGAUUCUGGAAGCAACCGAUACCAUUGUCUGCUUACUGGCUCCGUCCUCUCUGAAAUAGAUGGAGAAGGUGUAAAGUUAUUGCUUGAUCGGUUCGACCCAGGCCGAGAUAAUGCGGGGUUCAGUCCAAGUGCUAUGGUACCUGGUGACAUCAGCAUUCCUUGCAUUAUGCAGAAGAAAGAUGCGAACUCAACCAGUCAAGCGUCUGUAUCCGAUUACAUUACAGUACUCAAGAUGCUUGAACAGCGAUGUGGUACAAAUGACAAAGUGGAGCUGAUAAACUUCUUCAUUCUGAAGUGCCUCAGCAAAUACGCUGCCAGUGGAAGCGACAUAUCUUUGGCGAUGGAGUUUGACUUCAUCACCCUGGCGACCAGCUUGAAGGCAACUCCUAUCAGCUCUGUUCCAAUAAUGCCCACUGCUCUGUCAAAGAAUCUGAUGGGGCCAAUGAAUAUGAGUAAUUUACAAGGAGAGCCAAAGAUGGGUUACCUUACCAUGGACCAUACCCGUAAAUUACUGCUGAUCUUACAGUCUGAUCCGAAGGUUCAAACCCUUCCACUCGUGGGAAUCUGGGUGACUGGUGUGCGGUAUGUGUAUGACCCGUACGUCUGGUGCAGCUGUCUCCGAUACCUUCAUAACAAUAGCAUACAGGAAAGAGUGUGUGCUGCCCCAGAAGCAUUCCUUGUUGCCCUCUUCUCGCCACUCCACUCGAAGCCCGAGUUCUACGAAUGUUUGACGGAAGACAAGACGUCUCGCCUCAAGUUUGAGCUCAACACUUGCCUGGAAUCUGUGGAAUUGACGCAGUCUGUCCAGUAUCGACCGGACGAUUGUCUCGUUUUCGAUCUUCAGAAGGUAGAUAAUGGUGCGAAGAUGCAGGCAUUUACUUCAGCAACAGAGGCGCUCAAACAAGCUAUCCCCGAGAAGGACAAACCACAGAAACCACUGACUGAAAUCUCAGUGAAUAUCGAUGACUUGAUGCCACGCUCAUCGCCUUCACCUCAUCAGACCAAGGCGCCCGUUAUCCAGCCCCAGGUGCCUGAGGUAUCCUUACUGUUUGAUGACGAGGGAGUCAAGAGCCAGCCACCAAGGAUGCCGCUGGGAUAUUCAGUCUUCAAGCAAAGGAAUGAUGAAAACAGUCCAGUCCUUAACGAAUCCAAUGCUCAUCGGAAUAAGUCCGCCUUGCAAAGUCAAUCUUCCAGCGUUCGUGCACCUCUGAAAACGCUCAAUCGGGAUAUUAACUCAAAAGCUAAAAUGUCGCAGAGCUCGAGAUUGAAUCGGGAGAAUGUUUCUGUGGAAAAAACCUCAACACAUGACUAUUCUCGAAGGAUAUCCCUUGAAUCAAAAAGUGAACAGGAGGAGAAUACAGACACUGGUAGCCCUGGCGGUUAUUUUGGAGUUAGUUCAAGUGGGCCCUUCCCUGGUUCAGCUAAAGGUCCAAGUAGUCAUGGCAUGCGUAUGCGGAGCCCGAACAUGGCACCUGCGGCAAGUCAGUCUGGUCAGUACGGGAUGCGUUAUACGUCGCCACCGUAUAUGGGACCAAGAGCCCCUUACUCAGAUCAGUAUUAUCAUCCUGGGAUGCAGUUGCAUCCUGGCAGCACAGGAUCACCCCCUGGAAUGUAUCCAAUGCCUCCACGUGGUGGAUACCCAGUUAGGGGACAAAUGCCCCGACAUCCUUAUGGAGGCUACAUGCCAAGACCUUAUCCUGGGCAGUAUGCUCCUCGAGGUCCACCGGUCACGGGUCCAGGACCGUACUACCCCCAAUCCCAGGGAAACAGGUACCCAGUGCCACCAUAUCGGCCUGCACAGUAUCGAUCAUCACCACCUCAACCAAUGAACACUUUCACAUCUACCUCGGACACAAUGGUACCUCCACCUCGAAACGUUGCUCAAGAAUUCAACCCCAGUCCAUCAACAAACAUGCCGUCAUUUCAGCCCGUGUCAUCCCACAUUGUCUCCUCUGUUACAACAGCUUUGCAAACGGCCAGUUCGAAUAUCUCCAGUGGAGUUGCAGCAACAAAUGGCAACUCUUGCUCCAUCCAGACAAGUCAUGCAAGUCCAUCCAGAGAUAGCCAACCUCAUGGUGCGAUUCCUCCUCUGACACCAUCAGCAGGGGAGCCAAGCCUGCCCUUGUCAAGCCCGGGUUCUAUUACCACGAACAUGGCACAGGAGAAGCCAGACAACGGCCAUGAAGUGAAUGGUGUGGCAGUCACACCAGAGGUAUACAAGCUCCUCAAGCAGCAAGACACACAGCUCAAACUACUGCAGGCGCAGCUGCAGAAACUCUUGGCCAAUCAGGAACCAAAGGAGCAAGAAGUUGAGAAACCCUCGGUCGACAGCAGUGCUGACUCUUAUCAAUCCAUCAUGAAGAAGUUCCAGUCGACGCCAUCUAAGAAGAGUUGCAGUAUCGCGACAAACACUAGUUUGUUCUUCUCCGGGCCUGCCUCUCCUCAGCGGAGUCGCCUUGGGAAUCGGGACGUGGCAGACGUCAAGGUGACAGACUCCUGCAAAGGGAAACGGCUGUCCCUUGGAAGUGAAACGAUCGUCGCCGAACACCAGCCUAAUUCGUUGGGAGGCACCACUGAUGAAGAUGAUGAUGAGACGACAAAUGGUACCGAGACGACGAAUAAUAAUUCGUUUACGUUCAGCAUGCAGAUGAUGACUCUUCAAGAUGGUACAAUGGAGAGCUCCAUGUCAGAUAUGAUCGUCGACUUACCCUGCUAUGAUACUGGUUCUGGAGGUGAUGACCCUGACAGUCAAGACAUAAGGAGCGUCAGUAUGUACAGCCACCAGGAUUCUCCACCAGUGAUGCCUUGUGAGAUGGGAGACGAACAGCUGGUUCCUGGAAAGGAAGAUAACUCGCGCGAAUAUUAUGAAAAUUUGAUCGGUAACAUCCAUGACUUACUCAACAAGAUUCCUGCCAGCAGUCACCAAGGCAGCGUUCAGAGUUCAGUUAACUCUUCACUUGUCGACCAGGAACCAGUCCGAGAUGUUGCUAUGGCAACAUUGGAACACUUGAAAAAGAUCGGAAUCUAUAACGAAAAGGAUGAAAAUGAUUCUUACGGCGUCAACAAGACCCUGAUCAACGUAGAAGCUGCCGUCCUUCAUAAGAUUAACUAUGUCUCUAUGAUGUUUGACGACAACAGCGAUACUGACGUCUCCAUGGAAGUCAACGCGCUCGCCAUGAAGUACCUCAGUGAUGACCAGCUCUCCCAGAUGGCCAAGUUAUCAACCACUUCCCGCGCCCGUCGAGCAGCACGAUCAUCUCAGAAUAUCCUGCAGCGUGUCAUGCAUAACAAGGCCGCCGACCAAUCAUCGAAUGUCACACUUUAUGGCAUGGCAGCUAAUAACAUGUCAUUUGCUACCAAGAAAUAUAUGGAACGCUAUGGACUUCUUGAUGGUGGUAAAUCGGGUACAAAUGCCAGUUUGUGUCUUGAUGGAGUUGACGCUGAUGACACAUGCGCUAAUAUGUCUGUGCUAAACCAGGAGUAUCUACGUGUGCCGCCGCAGGCAUGGCACAAUAUGAGCUUAGAUGAAGAGCCAUCCAAAUUGGAAGCAUCUGAUCAUGCUGAAUCGAGAUCUAGCCCCCUUUUUGCUGAAAAGGACGAUAAGUUCAGUGCUCCCCAUCCAAACAUUGUCCCCUCAAGCACCGCUGAUCAUGCCCCAGUAUUUAUCGAUCGAUUUGUUCCCGUCACAAACCAAAAUAAUGACUUUGACCAAUGCGACAGUUUAAUGUCUCGUGGCCAAGCUUCAUCGUUCAGCUCUGAAUGCUCAAGUUAUUGCGGAGAUUCCUGCACUUCUGGUGAAUUCUGUCCUGGCUGUGUCAUACCACGGCCCCGCUCCGAUACCUUGCCUCUGGGAUCACCACGGAGAGUAGAAAAGGGAAGACGGAGAUCGGAAGGAGAGCCUCUCCAUGAUUCCUGUCCAGAUUUCACCAGAACCAAACCUUUGGAUAGUUCACGCUCCAUGACAAGAUCCCCUGCUGCAAAUCCUGAUUGCCAUGAGCAAUAUGCCAAUACCACGGCCGAUAGCGCUUCCACAACUGAUCACGAGGUGAGGAAAAUCUUAGAAAAGCCGAUCGGAAGUUUUGAAACUGAUACAGUUUUCUCAGUGGAGGAAAGCCAAGCUGCUGUUACCGCGGAGGAUGACGGUUUUAGAGUAUUUGACCGCCCAGCUCGAGAAAUGAAGCGGGAACCGCUGCCACAGCAAGCUGACCUCAGGGUAAUGAGCUACAGCUUAAGAGAGGAGUCUGUCUGUGAAACUAUUCUAGACAUACAGAGACUGAAACAACUGCCCAAGUUGCUUUAGUGUGUUCAACCUGAUGAGUUAUAAAAAUGACCUGGGUCGUGAGUGUUGCCACUGUUGGUCCAAAGGUUGUUGUAAUGCAGUGAGAACAGACGGUACUGCAUGUAAGGUUGGUGUUCUGUAGAUAUGGACUGGCAUGAAUCAAUAUGUAUUUGAUAUCGCAGGGGUAGCAUAGGGACAAUAGAUAUGUAAGUUCUUUAUAGUGUUCAGUAGAUUUCUAGAAACUUGAACUUGAAAAAUUAAUGACAGGAGUGCUGUGGUUUUAAUAACUUGAUAAAUUUUGCUGUUGAUCAGAUGUGUCUGUUUUAUAUUCUUGUACAUGUACUUAAAAUGCUACAUUUCAGUAUUUCAAAGAAUUGGACCUGCCAAAAAUUGUACUUAAUAUAUUGUAUAAACUAAGCAUUGGUCCUAAAACAAUAUUAGUUUUUGUUUUGGAUGGGGGAUAAUGGUGAGCAAAGGACAUCAUACGAAUUGAGUGAAUGUAAUUUGGUUGCCUUGAAUCAGGGGUUUCUGUGUUUGCACUUUCUAACAUCCCGUCUUCUUGGUGGAAAUGCCUCUACAGCUGUUGUCUUAAAGGAACAGAUCUCUGAAUGCUUGUGAUGUAAAUAUCGAAAUAAUAUUGUUAUUGUUUUUAUUUAGCCAUUGUAAAUAUUAUGUGUACAUAUUUGGUAGAAAGGUUUGUUGUAGAAACAUUACAAUGACACCCCGAAGAAUCAGUUUUCCACCUUGCCAAGAAGCAUGGCUUGGCUCCUUACAUACCAAGUAGGCCUACCCAUGGGGAAAAAGUAUGUCAUACAAGAAAAACUUGGAAAAGUGGGUCCCUGGAGUUAUUUGAUUUGAUAAUUUGGUGCUUCAAGUUGGAUUAUAUUGAACAAUACCUUCUACCCAAUUGAUUAUUUGAAGUCCAAAAUCUCCCAGAGCUGGCAUGCUAUUACGAUUCUCGGCAAGUUAGGAAACUGAAUCUCCAGGGGUGGCGGAUGUAUUAUCAUGACUGCCAUUGUCUCUGCAUGAACAACUUCCAGUAGGACACCAGCAAAACUGGCUGCUGCUACGAAGUCCAGUGUGUCACAAGGAUGUUGCUUUGUUUUGACAGAGACAUGAAGUUAGUUUUGACGCAUACUUUUCACGAAUAUUAAUUGCACCGUCGGUUGGGAUGCCGAUACCCUAUUGGCAUCGACCUUGUUAUGAAACGUGUCGUCUGAAACUUGGCAUGAAAGAGUUGUAUUUUGUGAUUCAAUUUGUAUUUAAACGUUUGCACUUUACUUAGACAUUCCAUGACCGGUAUCAAGGAUCGAAGAAUAUUUCUGUAGCACACAUGCCAAAAAUGGGGCACACGGAGCUUCUAAUGCACAUGUCAAUUAUCACAUUAGGUAAAUCUGGAAAGUUUCUGACGAAGGAUUCAGUGUUUCAGCUAGAAAGUUGAAAAAGGCAAGGUGCAGCACCCUGCUUUAAAUGUAAAUGUUGGACAAUAAUGGUAAAUUAAGAAAAGGCUGGGUGCCAUGAUGUCCUGCUAAAACACUAGGAUUAUUAUUCUUCAGCGGUUUAAAAGUUACUUUCAGAUGAGACUAUUUGUGCCAUGGUUGAUUUCAUCUUUAACUUUAUGUGGACAAAUUAAAGGGUUAAUCUAACCAAUGCUAAUGAAAUGAGAUGAGAUUCCAUUUGGAGAACACCAUGCCUACUUCGUGAAGUCCUUUCCCAUUAAGAUCAAAGCUACAGCAGGUUUAGUUGUCUCUGUUGUCAGACCACCCUAUUAUCUGUCCAGUAUAUCAGUCUCAAAUUGAACAAAGAGACAGGUCAACAAAAAACAUGCUUUCAUUCCAAUUGAGGACAAAUUCUUCAAACAAGUCAAACAAAGGUCAGUUUGGUCCUUUUUUAAGUCACUCCUUUAGGAGUGGGCAUGGUGUUUUCCAGAUAUUUAUGUAAAUGCUUUGCUGGAUCAAAGGACCAAGAUGCGGUGCGUCUGCAAACACUGGAGAAUCAGCAACUGAAUGAUUGAGUUUUUAACUUGCAAGCCCAAUAGCCUUUGAUGUAGCAUUGUUUAAAGUACAGUAAUAGUGAGAACACUUAGAGAUGUCUUCCUCAGCAUGGAACAGCAUGGACUACUCGGCUAUCACUGUAGUUUAAAUGAUGCCACGUAUCUUCGAACACCUGAUUGUGGCAUGUAUCAGGAGGCCAGUGAUGCGACUUUAGUCAGUGGAUAGCCUCUUGUUUCAGGUGUAUAUUGGGAUUGGAGGUAAGACUUGGCCAAUCAUUUACUGAUCCUCCGGUUGACAAAGGUAUAUUAUCAGAGAGAGAGAUAUUAUGAUUUCUGAACCAAAUCUGGCAUUUGAUUCAGUUUGAUUGAGGUGAAAGCCUCGCAGUCUUUUAGAAAGGAUGUUCUG